Messenger RNA from Caenorhabditis briggsae, 498 nucleotides. RefSeq names its product Protein CBR-SKR-20 (gene Cbr-skr-20). Gene Ontology annotation, cellular component: nucleus; cytoplasm. Gene Ontology annotation, biological process: SCF-dependent proteasomal ubiquitin-dependent protein catabolic process. Gene Ontology annotation, molecular function: cullin family protein binding. Lineage: Eukaryota; Metazoa; Nematoda; Chromadorea; Rhabditida; Rhabditidae. The transcript has a single exon. Bases 1 to 498 code for a protein of 165 amino acids. The record is from RefSeq and is a predicted model, not a curated record.
AUGCCUACGGCGCUGUACAAACUCAAGUCGGAAGAUGGACAAAUUUUCGAGGUCGAGCGAGCGCCGAUGAUUGUUUCCUCGUUCAUCAACCAAAAGUUCAUUGAUCAAGGAGCCAACGACCGGAAUUGUGAUAGGAUGGAGCCAAUUCUUCUUCCAUUUAACGGAUCCAUCAUCUCCAUGAUCAUCAAAUGGCUUUACCAUCAUCAAAACGAGGCACCAAUGUCCAAAAAGCUAAGAUAUUGUGAGUUUCAAGAUUGGGACAAGGAAUUCUUCAAGAUGGAGUCAGGAGUACUGUUUGCGCUACUAAACGCAGCUCAUGCACUUGGCAUCGAGGAUUUGAUGAAUAUGGGAUGUUCUGCUGCCGCUGAAUUGAUUCGAGGGAAGAAUACGGAAGAAAUUAGAAAGAUUUAUGGAAUCCGGACGGACGAGGAGCAGAUGGAAGAUGCUUUAGCGGCUGGUGGAGAGGGAACGUCGACGACUACGUUCACAGUGGAUUGA